Messenger RNA from Trematomus bernacchii (emerald rockcod), 1590 nucleotides. RefSeq names its product zinc finger protein 365 (gene znf365). Bases 100 to 1515 code for a protein of 471 amino acids. Gene Ontology annotation, cellular component: centriolar satellite. Gene Ontology annotation, biological process: regulation of double-strand break repair via homologous recombination; regulation of neuron projection development; regulation of DNA strand resection involved in replication fork processing. The record is from RefSeq and is a predicted model, not a curated record. The transcript is spliced from 7 exons. NCBI's taxonomy places the organism in Eukaryota, Metazoa, Chordata, Actinopteri, Perciformes, Nototheniidae.
CUUAACGGCUGGUCCACCGUGAGUCUCGUGAAUGAAUGACAUCAUGCUGUCGGUCUCCAUCUGCGACAUGACACCUGCAGACACUAACGGUGCAGAGUGAUGCAGCAGAAGUUGUGCUCCAGAGGUUCUGGUUCUUUCCUCUCGGAGAGGAACGGCCAGGCCUGCGGCGCCUCCUCUUCCUCUUCCUCCCCCUCCUCCCUCCCGUUCCGCUGCCCCCGCUGUGGAGAGCAGGAGCGUUUCCGCAGCCUGGCCUCGCUCAGAGCGCACCUGGAGUACCGCCACUCGUACUGCUCGCCGGACGUGACCAGCGGUGGCUUCAGCAUCACCGGGAAACUCCCCGACCCGUUAACGGCAGCGAUCCCGUGGCACGACAUGAGCCUCCCGACCCGCAGGGGGCAGCAGAGACCCCCGCACGUUCGCUCCCUCAGCGACAGCAGAGACAGUGGAUUCCUCCCCUCCUACGGCUCUGUGAGGAGGAGAACCCAAAGUGUGGGGGUUGGGACGCAGGCUGAAGAGGAAGAGGAGGAUGAUGAUGAGGAGGAUGAUGAAGAGGAGUUUGGGUCAGAUGACGACGAUGUGGGAGAUGAUGAUGAGGACGAAGGUGAAGAGAAAAACGGAGGUAGAAAUGACGGAGAUGUUAAAAUGUCCAUUAAAAGUCAGACACUUGCCCCCCACCGCCUGAACCACCAGCUGUUCCACCCUCCUGCUCCCCUCGCCCCCCCGCCCUACCCCAACCUGGACCUGGACCUGGAGCUGGUCGAUCAGAACCAGUACUCCGGUCUGCAGACGGCAGCAGCCUCAGCAGCGGUGCGUCGUCGCCUGGCGAGUCUCCUUCGCGCCGCCGACAGCACGAUGCAGCGUCGCCUCGCCAAGGUGAGCACGGAGCUGGCUCAGACGGACACGCAGCUCCUGUGUGAGCGCGCCCACUCGCAGCACCUCGCCCAGGAGAGGCAGGAGGUGGCCGACAGAGAGCGGUCGCUGAGCCGACAGGUGGACGUGGCCGUCAUGGUGAUCGCAGCGCUGAGGGAGCAACUGAACGCCUCGGAGAACGAACUGGAGCGACAGGAGAGGGAGGUGAUAACGAUCCAGAAGUUCCUGGAAGCGGCGGCUCGACAGGAGACGUGCGGUAAAGUCCGGAUCCAGCACUUCAUCGAGAAUCUGCUGAGACGCAUCGCUCUGGCCGAGAGGCUGGUGGAGUAUUACCAGGAGAACAGCCCGCAGCAGUGCAGCCACUUCAAGUACCAGCAGCCCAGUGAACACACACCUCACAGGAUCACUAAAAGCAGGUCAGCGGGGGGUCAGCUGUCGUCCUCCGGUCUCCACGACCACAGGACCCACUCCCACUCGUCCUCCUCGCAGUUUGGGGGCCGUCCUCUGUUCUCCCGAGCGGGGGGGGGGGCGGAGCGGGAGCACCGGGAGCGUCUGGCUCAGUCGUCCCGGCUCUUCUGCCGACCCGAGCACCGAGACGACAUCUGGAACCACCAGCGGCGCCGCUCGGCCGGGUACGAGGCGUAGAACUGUAGAGCAGCGGUUCCCAACCUUUUUCAACUCGGGGCCCACUUCAGAAUCUAAAAAAAAGGUUUUCGCGGC